UUUUCUCUCCAUUACAGUGGCCAAUCAGAAUCCAAGAUCUCCUCCACAAGCCUUUAGCUACUUGAGAGUCUUAGGGGACAAAUAAUACAUUUUGGCCCAUGCAAAAACGCCUUGCCUCCUUUACCUCUUCCGUACAUCAUUGGUUCUAUAAUAAAGCAGAAAAGCGCAACAAUCUUCGCAACAAAUUGAGCGUUGGCCCCUUCUGGUGGUGAAUUUGUCCUAACAAAGGGGAGCCCCUUCAUCAUUCAAAAGUUUCGUUCUUGCUCUUUAUAAGGGCCAGCCCUAAAACCCUACCCUAAUGCAGGGCAUACACACACCCAUGUCUUCAUUCUCCCACUCCCAUUGCCGGAAAAACUCCGGCGAGCUGGACGUAUUUGAGGCGACCCGAUAUUUCUCCAGUGUUGCCGACAUCCCCGAAACCUGCCGAGCCAUAAAGACAGAGAGGACUAGGAGCCUUGUUGAAGCCAAGCUACCACAAGAAGCACAACAAAGGACGGAGCUCAAGCAUGCACACAUGACCAAAGAGAAGGUCGUCAAGUGUAAGCAACCAAGCUCCCCUGGAGCCAAGCUUGCUACCUUCCUCAACUCCUUCCAACAAUACUACUCUAGUUCAAAGAAAAAGAAGCCAUCAAGGUUGAUUAAGGGUGAAGAUGAAUAUAGUAGUAGGAGAAGGAAGAGUAGUUGUAAAAUUAGUAAUGUCGAGUCUAAAUCUUCUAACUAUUCUUCUACUUCUAGUUCAUUCAGCUCAAAGAAGAGAGAGGGGUUAAUUAAGGAUAAUGAUUGUGAGGCUUUGGGCGAUGAGUUUAGAUUAAAGUUGAGGCUUGGAGAUGAGCACAGCAUAAGAAAGGAAGAGGAGGAGAUGAGUGAUGGAGGAGAGAGUGAUUCAAGCUCUGAUCUGUUUGAGCUCAAGAUUAACUAUGAGUUUAAUGAGAUUAGUUCAAGUGGACUGCCUGUUUAUGAGACUACUCAUUUGGGGGUUAUUAGAAGAGGAGCUGGGUUAGCUAGUACUAUCGCGUACCGCACUAGUUAAUUAAGAUUUUUCAUUUGC
Asparagus officinalis (garden asparagus) is the source of this 1048-nucleotide messenger RNA. RefSeq names its product protein BIG GRAIN 1-like E. NCBI's taxonomy places the organism in Eukaryota, Viridiplantae, Streptophyta, Magnoliopsida, Asparagales, Asparagaceae. Gene Ontology annotation, biological process: auxin-activated signaling pathway. The transcript has a single exon. The coding region runs from base 299 to 1030 and encodes 243 amino acids. The record is from RefSeq and is a predicted model, not a curated record.